AUGCCUCAAGGGCUAGUGGUUGAUGGAGGUGGAGAAAGGAAAGGAAUUCCUGGAAUUGUAGUUGGAAUUGUGGUUGGAAUGUUUGUGGGAAUUGUAGUUGGAAUUGAGGGAAGUCCUGUUGUAGCAGGUAAUGGAGGUAACGUCACCUUUGGUAGUGUUGUGGGCAGUGUGGGGAGUACUGUUGGAACAUUUGGCAAAGUAGGGAACUGGGUGUUUGGCAAAGGUGGCAAUGCUGUGGGCUUUGGCAGAGUUGGGGCAGUUGGCAAUGUUGGCAUGGUAGUUGGCAAUGGUGGCAAUGUUGCUUUGGGCAGCGUUGGCAUUGCGGGCAACGGAGGAAUUGCAACUGGAUUCGGAAGAGAAGGAAUUGUGGGCAGCGUUGGCGCUGGUGGGGGUGUCGCAGCUGGUUCGGGGGUGUCGAGAAGGUGA
Molecule: messenger RNA, 426 nt
Organism: Malania oleifera
Lineage: Eukaryota; Viridiplantae; Streptophyta; Magnoliopsida; Santalales; Ximeniaceae
Exons: 1
Coding region: 1-426 (141 amino acids)
Source: RefSeq, a predicted model, not a curated record